AUGGCUUCUAAAGUAAUUAGUGCGGCGAAACUUCUCAGCAAGAGGUCGCAUGUCAUCCCAGGUCAAUUCCUCGUGUCUGAACUCUUCUUCGAGGUUCCAAAGGACUACAGCAAUCAAGCUUCGGGCGUUCUUCAAUUGUUUGGCAGAAGUGUCACUAAGCACGAGAGGCCCAUAGUCCCUCCGACAGAAAAUGAGAAAAAGCAGGCAGAGCAGAAACCAUGGAUGGUGUUUCUGCAAGGCGGGCCAGGGUUUGGUAACCCAGAGCCUCAGGACAGUCCCAUCACUCGCACUGCCUUGGAUCGAGGAUACCAGGUCCUGUUCUUGGACUAUCGAGGAGUUGGACUUAGCUCUCCCGCCUCCGCUGCUACCUUAGCCCUCGAGGGCAAUGCUCAGAAGCAAGCCGAUCAUCUCAAACUACUUCGCCAAGACAACAUCGUCAAUGACCUCGAAGCCGUUAGAGCCUAUCUUACUGAAGACUUCCCGGAAGAAAAGAAAAAGUGGUCCCUCUUCGGUCAAUCGUUUGGCGGUUUUGUGUCUCUCACCUACCUUUCGAGGUUCCCUCAAGGCCUUCGGGAAGUCUUCCUCACUGGCGGUCUCGCACCUGUCGGCAAGUCGCCCGAGCAGGUGUACGAGGCAACCUUCAAGAAAGUCCAGGAGAGAAACCAAGCCUACUACCAAAAGUAUCCCGAAGACAUCGAAGCCGUCCAUCAGGUGGCUCGUUUCAUACAGGAAAAGAAGCAGGUCAACCUCCCUGGCGGCGGAUACCUCACCAUUCCAAGACUGCUCACUCUUGGCCUUGCCUUUGGUGCUCAUGGUGGACUCGACUCGGUGCAUUCGACCAUCCUCAAGCUGAAGACGGACUUGGACCAGUUCGGCUUCUUCACGCGCGCGUCCCUGACGGACGUUGAGACGGCAACGUCCUUUGACAGCAACAUCAUCUAUGCUAUUUUGCACGAGGCCAUCUACACUGAUGGACCGGGUUCUGUCUCCAACUGGGCAGCCUACAGAGUCGGCAAGUCCUUGGAGAAGUUCUCCUGGUUGGCGAAGGAACCCGCUAUCUCCGAGUUCACAGCCCCGCCUCUCUACUUCUCGGGCGAGAUGAUCUUUCCCCUACACUUUGAGACGUACCCGGAGCUGAUUGAACUGCGCGAAGCUGCCGAGAUCCUAGCCAAAUUUGACCAGUGGCCGGAGUUGUAUGACCAAGAGAAGCUGCGCGAGAACACGGUGCCUGUGUACGCCGCCGGCUACAUCGACGACAUGUACGUCGACUACGAGUUCGCCAAGGACACGGCCGCGCUCGUCAAGGCCAAGGUGUACGAGACGAACCAGCUAUAUCACUCCGCGCUGCGCGCCAAGACGGAAGAGGUGAUGAGGGAGCUUUUCAAGCUUCGUGACAACCCAAUCGACUAG
This is a messenger RNA of Colletotrichum abscissum, 1410 nucleotides long. RefSeq lists its product as uncharacterized. Gene Ontology annotation, biological process: proteolysis. Gene Ontology annotation, molecular function: peptidase activity. Bases 1 to 1410 code for a protein of 469 amino acids. NCBI's taxonomy places the organism in Eukaryota, Fungi, Ascomycota, Sordariomycetes, Glomerellales, Glomerellaceae. The record is from RefSeq and is a predicted model, not a curated record. The transcript is spliced from 2 exons.